GUCUAUAUAUAACAGCAGCCAUAACAUGAAGACGUCAAACUUUCUUCAACUCUUACGAACAAGAACAAUACUAGUCUUCUCUUCACCAAGAUCCCUAUAAUAUAUCAGCAUACAUACUCUUCUUGGAAAGGCAAGACACAUGAAUCAACAAGAAGCUGCGAGUACUCUUGAACUUGAUCUGAAACUAAAUAUAUUGGAUUCGUCUUUGCCGACUGAGAGCCCAUCUUCAUCGUUAUGUUCAGAAGAAGCUGAAGGUGGAGGAGGAGAGGCUAAAUCAAUGGUGGUCGUUGGCUGCCCUAAUUGCAUCAUGUAUAUCAUCAUGACUUUGGAUAGUAGUAACCCUAGAUGUCCUAGAUGCAACAGCCAAGUUUUGCUUGAUUUUAUCACAGGCUACAAUACCAAGAAGAGUAGUAACUAAUAAGAAUAUAUGUAUAUCCAACUAAGAAUGUAUUUUUUUCUUUUCGUUUUUUUUUAAAUAUGUUUUCAUGAUUUGUUGGUACAUAUUUAUAGUUUGAAUGAAUCUACGGUGCACGGAUGUGCCCACAAACCGGAAUCUCUAUACUUUUGUUUAUAAAAACAUCGUUGAUUGUUUUUAUCUGUAUUGUUGACAGUUCUUCUGUGAAUAUUAUUAAUUCUUUGUAACAUGCGAUUACAAAGAGACCAAUAAAAUUAUGUCGGUCAUCCAUCAUAAAGCUGUUUUUAGCGGGGGGAUUGUGGAUGUUUAUGACGUAUGUAUUCUCUUCAAAACAAUGAUAUAUUCAAUUUUGUGUACUAGAUAUUUCAUGACUAUUGGGACAUUUAAUUUUAUAAAUGGAAAAUUAGUUGUUGUUGACUUCUUGUAAGUUCAAUGUACACGUACGUGACAUAACUAUGUGUUUAACAUGAUAAAUGUGGAACAAUGACAUUUUUCUUUUGAUUUUCUUGCACUAAUUAAUUGUGGCUUCAAAUGAUAAGUAUCUGCAAAUACAUUCGUAUAUUUUUUUGACAGAGACAUACAUUCAUAUAUAUACACAUCAUACAUCAAAUAAUAAAUAGGUUUGGCUUACUUGUCACCAAAGUUGUUGAACGAACAAAUUAAAUGUCUUAGUAAUCAUGAAGAAGAAGUUGUUCUUGUUAUAAAUGUGAAAAUCUUCACCUAAACUUACUAUAAAAAAUGCAUGUUGGUUUUCACAUUAAUGUCGGAUUCAGCAUUACGUGUGCUUCGUUGCUUUCUCUAAUUAUCAAAAGAAACAACACGUAUCUUCUAGUCUACUACCCAAGUUCAAUCGAAUAAACUGAUUUUCUUUAUAAAAAAAAACUAAAGAUUUUUACUACACCUAGAACGGGUCUUUGGCAUAACGAAAUUAAACAUUUACUUCAAUCUUCAAAAUUUAAAUAGUUAAUAUGUAUAAAUCAUCUAACCUCUAAAUUGAUUAAAUAAAAUAUGUGUAUAGCUUAUAGCAUCAGAUUAUCAUGAGGUGGUCGAAUUUAGAGGUGUAGCAUCAGAUUAUCAUCAGAUUAUAGCAUCAGAAUAUGUAUAAAUCAUCUACCUCUAAAUUGAUUACAUAAAAUAUGUACAUAUGUAUGCAACUGAUGCAUAUAGGAUUUAUAGGUGCAGGUAGCUCAUGACAGAAACUGACCGAACACAGAGUUAAUCUGAUUCUUUAAAAAAGUGCGAAGCUCAAAUGCAUGUCCUCAUUAUUUUAUUAGUUUUUCUUAUCAUUUUCUCAAGUCACGUACUCACGUGACAUUCCUCAGUCCUCACUCCUCACCCUCGACUUUUUUGCAUGACAUUGCCACAUAUACACAUAGGAUAAAGUAUACUAGUGUAAUUACGAUCUAUACGGAAGGAUCAGAUGAUCAUAACUAACCAAAAGAUCACGAUGAAUUGGUCAGGAUCGUCUAGAAGAUGAAUUGGUGUCAAUAUCAUGGUGAGUCAUAAUUGGUCAGGAUAGUCUAGAGGAUGGAUUGGUAUCAAUAUCAUGGUGAAUCAUUAUGACUCACCUCACACAGGCCUGGUCCAAAUAUUUCAAAAUUUGUUUAAAGCCCUAAGCUAAUAUAGAAAAUAUGAAAAUAAUAAAAAUGUGCAAUGUAAAAUUUUAAAACAUAGCCCAUGUGCCCUAAGGCAGCUGCUUAUAUGGCAUACCUGUUAAGUCACAAAGUCAUACCCUUGCCUUAUCUAGAUCAUGAUUAUCCUUGUAAGAUUAUGAACAUGUCCACGGUUAUUGUGUCGUGGCCAUCAAGUACUAUGGAGGUCUGAUGUAUUUAUUAGUAAGUGACCAGCUAAUCUCAAGAUUCUCAACCCUGAAUAACAAGCAUUUUAUGAGUGUUUCUUCAUCCUUUAGUUUCCUUAACCUGGACAAGAGAGCAAAAUUAUAUGCAUAACUAGCAUAACCAAUUCUCAAUGCAUUGUCCAGAUUCUCAAAACAUAUUAAUUACGUAAUGUAUGUACAUCAUGUCUAUAGAAGGGAAGAUGAACCAUUAUUAAACGAACAACCAAUCCAGCAAUCCAGCAAUUGAACCAAACCAUACCUUUUCUGCAAAAUGCAAUCAUUAUUUAAUGCGUUAGAUAUUCAUUCAGUGUUUGUAUUCGUAGCCGCAGUUACAUAUCCCUCGUAUGUUCACUGAUCUUGGUAAGUUGUAACGAUGAUUUAAAUAAAAACAUAAAAAACUAAUAGAAAUGAAAUGUAUUUUGUUUAUUAAAUAUAACGACUUGGAUGUGCAAUGCAAUGAUUGGAUGGACACACAGAAGUUGCGUUUAACAACCCGAGAGUCAAACCGAACCAAAUCUCUAAACUUUGGUCGGUUAUGGCCUUAAUGGGUUCUAUACCAAUCGGAACUAUUCUAAUAUAAUUUUGGUUAUUAAUCAUUUUUAGUUCAAUUUUAUUUUUAAUCUCUAAACUUUGGUUGGUUAUGGCCUUGACAAAAAAAAAUCAUUUUUAGUUCAAUUUUAUUUAUUUUUAGUUUUGCUCAAAAAAAAUAUCUCUUAUAUAUUAAAAGAAAAGUUCUGAUCAAAAAAAAAAAUAUAUAUUA
Brassica rapa (field mustard) is the source of this 3012-nucleotide messenger RNA. RefSeq lists its product as uncharacterized. Lineage: Eukaryota; Viridiplantae; Streptophyta; Magnoliopsida; Brassicales; Brassicaceae. The record is from RefSeq and is a predicted model, not a curated record.